AUUCAAGAAUGGCUCACUUCUGAAGUUGAUGCAGAGUCAUCACUGUGGAUGUGGGGACGCAACACUUUCUGGCUGUCAUUUGUUGGUGCCUAUCCAUCCUUCCCAAUGGGCAAGUGGCUGAUGUGGGAUCCUCGUAUUCCACUGGAGGGAUCAUUCAUUGAGGAGUGGUUAGAGCAUUUGAAUGAUGGUGGCAUUGAUGAAGAAGCCCUGAAACAGGACAAUGUAGUGAGUUAUAUUUGGAAUGAAUUUUGCACACAUGCAGCACUCUUCUAUCCCCUUCCCCUCAUUUCCUCUAGUGACUGA
Molecule: messenger RNA, 303 nt
Organism: Suillus bovinus
Lineage: Eukaryota; Fungi; Basidiomycota; Agaricomycetes; Boletales; Suillaceae
Exons: 1
Source: RefSeq, a predicted model, not a curated record